Messenger RNA from Pestalotiopsis fici W106-1, 1224 nucleotides. RefSeq lists its product as uncharacterized. Lineage: Eukaryota; Fungi; Ascomycota; Sordariomycetes; Amphisphaeriales; Sporocadaceae. The transcript is spliced from 2 exons. The record is from RefSeq and is a predicted model, not a curated record. Bases 1 to 1224 code for a protein of 407 amino acids.
AUGGCACAAGGUGACCCGUCUAUUUCUAACGGCACAUGUUACUGGGGCCAAGGCAAUAAGACCAGCCAUGCGUUCAUCCCUUGCGGUAAUGCAUACCGCGAGGACAUUAUCUUGUCGUGUUGUGGCAUCGGCGACUUCUGUUAUAAUGAAGGAGGACUCUGCUUCAAUCAAGAACGGAACGAAUAUUAUGCUUCCGGCUGCACAGAUCCCGAUUAUGAAAAUGUCUCGAUUUGUCCCUACAAAGGCGCGUACUCGAAUCAGCAAUGGGUGGGGCUCGUUCGCUGUGAGACCAGUGAUGACGACAAGAACGAAUUUUGGGCAGGCUGCCCUGAGCCGGAUGAUGAUCAUCUCACUACCUUUACCAAAGGGUGCAAAUGCGAAAAGCCGAUUAAUCCACCACUUGUGGUAUAUUCUGCGAAGUCGACUCCAACCGCAUCUCUACCCGCCCACCGCGGGGGUAGAAUUAUCUCUUUGCCAGGAUCGUCGCCGACAACUGAUUCAGUUGUACCGAUUCUCAGCACUACCUCACCAACCAUUACGCCUGCAGGUAAUUCUUCUACAAGCCCUACAGAUUCGGCGACUGCAGCGCCUUUGAUACCUACGACCUCGGCGAAUAAGGAUCCCUUGUCGACAAGAGAGAUCAUAGGCAUGUCUGCUGGCCUAGGGGUAUUCGCAAUCAUGGUGCUUGCGGCUAUAUCGUUCUUGAUUCUCCGCUAUAAACGCAGGAAAGAACAGGACGAGGAGCUUAUAGCGAGCACGCAAAGUCCUAAUCGGCCAGAGAACAUGGAUCCGACUGGAACCGCCCUUCCUCCAGUCUCGGCGAUGGACUCACAGUCUCUGGCAUUUAAUCGACCUUAUAUUCGCGAGCAACAACGGGAAGCGUUCGCAACAGAGGAUGCUCACAAUACCAGAGCCUUCGUGUCACCAGUGUCUCCCGUCUCACCUGUAUCCCCUGCAUCGCACCCCCAUUCCAUUAAAUCAUUGGUGAAUUCGGCCUCACAACAAUUUGAGGCAUAUAACCCAGAUCGUCAUGGCAAUUACUCGGAUUAUUCUUCAAGCCGAUAUAGCACGGACAGCGUGCAACCUUCGCACCGAGACUUCCAGUAUUGGUCACCAAUCGCUACCAGCCCGCAGCAUAUUAGCAUUGCAUGCAGCCCAGAGACCGCUGGGCGUGAACGGCUCAACCAGAGAGCCAUGACUUCGAUCGCGGAGCUAGAGGGGUGA